Molecule: messenger RNA, 969 nt
Organism: Bombina bombina (fire-bellied toad)
Lineage: Eukaryota; Metazoa; Chordata; Amphibia; Anura; Bombinatoridae
Product: ficolin-1-like
Exons: 10
Coding region: 1-969 (322 amino acids)
Source: RefSeq, a predicted model, not a curated record
AUGAGUCUACAUUUGUCAUCAUUUAUUAACCCUGUGGGAGCUGUUACUGUAGAUUCAUUCAAAUCAGCCAUUGUGAGCUUGGAUUCAUGUCCUCAGGUGAAGAUUGUGGGAGUUGGAGAUUCAGACAGAUUGACCAUCCUCAGAGGAUGUCCUGGUACUCCUGGAUCAACUGGACAGAAAGGAGAUCCAGGAUCCCCAGGAGAGAAGGGUGAGUUUGGAUCUGCAGGUGACCCUGGGAAAGCUGGACCACCAGGACAGAAAGGUGAAGCUGGUGCAAGAGGAACCCAAGGAGAAAAAGGAGAACCUGGAAAAUCUGAUUCAAUAUAUGUUGCAAGGAACUGUAAGGAGCUGCUGGAUCAGGGGAUGGUUCUAAGUGACUGGUACACAAUCUACCCAGAUGGAGAACAACCACUGAAGGUCCUGUGUGAUCUGCACACGGAUGGAGGAGGGUGGAUUGUUUUCCAGAGACGAUGGGACGGCUCAGUGGAUUUCUUUUGUGACUGGAAAUCUUACAAGAUUGGUUUUGGUAGCCGUCUGAAUGAGUUCUGGCUGGGGAAUGAUAAUAUCCACAAGAUAACUUCAUCAGGAACCUGGGAACUGCGUAUUGAUCUUCAGGCCUUUGACGGCACACAACAUUUAGCCAAAUACGCAUCUUUCAAAAUCCUAGGAGAAGAUGAAAAGUACAAGUUAUUGCUUGGGGCCUUCACAGGUGGUAAUGCAGGAGAUUCAUUUGAACAUCACAAAAACACAGUAUUCAGCACCAAGGACCAGGAUAAUGAUAACCAUAACACCAACUGUGCUGAUCGAUUCAAGGGUGGCUGGUGGUACAACAGUUGUCACAAUGCAAACCUGAAUGGACUGUAUCUGCAAGGACAACACAGUAGCACUGCUGUUGGCAUAAAUUGGUACCAUGGUAAAGGGCACAAUUACUCUUACAAGCAGUCUGAAAUGAAGAUAAGGCCUGUGUAA